Messenger RNA from Dacryopinax primogenitus, 888 nucleotides. RefSeq lists its product as uncharacterized. Lineage: Eukaryota; Fungi; Basidiomycota; Dacrymycetes; Dacrymycetales; Dacrymycetaceae. The transcript is spliced from 11 exons. The record is from RefSeq and is a predicted model, not a curated record. Bases 1 to 888 code for a protein of 295 amino acids.
AUGUUGGUGGGCCUGGUUCUAGAUGUGACUGAUGUAGCCAAUGCCUUUGCUACAAGUUACAUUGAGGCUGCUGCUAUGGUCUACAGCACUCUAUAUGAUCACUUACUCACUCUCUCCGAAGAGAUUGAGCUCAUAUGGAAAUUGUCAUUUUCUCUUGUCAAAAUACUAUUUCUCAUCAAUCAGUACUCAGUGCUGGGAGUGAUGCUCAUACAGACCUGGUCUAUGGCAGGGUUUGUGACUGGGCUGAAUGAUCAUGUCUGUCAUGACCUUUUCUUUGCAGUCUCAACCUGGCAACUUAUUGCUGGUGGUGGAAUAUUGCCUUGUGGGCUGUGCACUGCCAACUUUAUAGCAAUCCUCAUCAGUGCAAUCAUCAACAUCUGGAUCCUGUUAGGGAAUAUAUCCUAUGCUCCACAGAUUAACCAGUGUGUCUGUAUGCAACACCCAGAAUAUGUGUGGGUUAUCUGGGUCACCCCAUUGAUAUAUGAGACCAUUAUAUUUGGUAUGAUUGCAUACAAGACUUGGACACAUCUGCAGGAAGACAUCCAGAUGCCAAUUAUCACCAUGCUGUGGCAAGAUGGUAUACUGUAUUUCACCGUCCUCAUUGCUGUGUGUUUGUAUACUAUUCUUGUGUGGAUUGUUGCACCACGGGACAGCAGAUACAUCACUCCUUCCUGGGUGGCAGAAGAGUUGAGCCUCCUGCCUAUGUUUGAGUGGCUUGGCAUUCAAGUGAUCACUUGGAUGGAGGGCAUCAAUGAGGUUGACAGUGACGCCAUUGCAUGCAGGGCAAUGGGCAUCCAGGCAGGCAACCUGGUGCAUUUGCAGCCAAUGAGCAUGCUGUGCAGGGACAUUGCCAGCAAGAGGAGGGAGACUGAAGUCAUGAGGGACUGA